AUGGCUGAUGCACUCAUCUCCGUGCUUCUGGAGCAAUUGGCUUCAGUAGUAUAUCAACACACAAAUCAAGUGGUGAAACUGGUUUCAAAUGCUGAGGAAGACGUUAAAAGUUUCAGCAGCAAGCUCAAAGCUAUCCAGGCUGUGCUUGAGGAUGCAGAGAAGAAACAAGUGACAGACGCUAGGGUGGAAGACUGGUUGGAGAAGCUGAAAGAUGUGUCGUACGAGAUGGACAACGUGCUAGAUGAGUGGAACACUGAAGUUCUCAGACAACAAGUGGAGGAGAAGCAAGAGAAGGAAGAAAAAAUUGCUCUUGUUACAAAAAAGAAGGUAUGUUUCUCCAUGCCCUCUGUUUGCUUUUGUAUUGGCCAAGCUAAUAAGGUCAUUCAUCGUCAUAAAAUAGCUAGAAGGAUAAAGAAACUGAAUGAGAAGUUAACGUUGAUUGCUGCUGAAAGAGAAAUCUAUGGCUUUCAUCAGUCCACAAGAGGUGGCCCUGAUGAUCAGCAGCUUAUUCAACGACAGAAGACUUCAUCUUUGGUCAAUGUAUCUACAAUAUUUGGCCGAGAAGAAGAAAAAGAGAUGUUGUUGAGCAAGUUGUUGAGAGAGAGUAGCCCGGAAGGGGGGCGAUUCCUUGUCAUCCCUAUUGUAGGGAUGGGAGGGAUGGGGAAAACAACUCUUGCCCAAUUAGCCUAUAAUGAUGAAAAUGUUACAGCUCAUUUUCAUAAGAAAGUAUGGGUUUGUGUCUCGAUCGCUUUUGAUGAGAUUAAGAUUGCCAAAGCGAUCAUUGAGAGUCUAGAUAAAAAUGAAACCCAAAAGAGUUCAAAUGAGUUGGAAACUCUAUUACCAUGUAUAAGGUCACACGUUAUGGAUAAGAAGUUUCUUCUUGUCUUAGAUGAUGUGUGGACGGAAGACCAAGAAAAGUGGGAAAUUUUGAAACUGCCAGUAAUAAUGCAAAAUUGUGCUGAAGGUAGUAGAAUACUAGUGACAACUCGAAAACAAGGGGUUGUUGAAAUGAUGGGAGCAACCAGUAGCAUGAUUCAUUUAGACAAGUUGAGCGAUAGGGAUUGUCUAGCAUUGUUCAACAACAUCGCAUUUUUGGAUAGGAAAGAAGAUGAGUCUAAUGGGUUUGGAGCUAUUGGUGAGGAAAUUGUGAAAAAGUGUAAAGGUUUGCCUCUUGUUGUAAAAACUUUAGGCAGUCAAGUGCGGUAUAAGAAAACAACACAGGAAUGGCGAGAUGUUCUGAAUAGUAAAAUAUGGGAAUUAGAGAAAGUUGAGGAACAAGUUUUCCGACCACUAUUUCUAAGUUAUUAUGAUUUGUCUCCAGCAGUCAAAAGGUGUCUUUUGUAUUGUGCUAUAUUUCCCAAAGAUUAUAAUCUCAAAAAAGAUAAUUUGAUUGAGCUUUGGAUGUCUCAAGAUUAUCUUAAUUUAAAGGAAAAUAAAGAAAAGAGAAGAAAAGGUCAAAAUUAUUUUGAGAGUCUAGCAAUGCGGUCUUUCUUUCAAAAUUUUGACAUAGAUGAGAUGGGAAAUAUUGUUGGAUGCAAAAUGCAUGAUAUUGUGCAUGACUUUGUGCAGUUUCUUACCAAAAAAGAAUGCAUUAUUAUAGAAGCAGGUGAGAGUGAUGCUCAAAUAGUGGAGCUACCGAGUAAUAAGGUUCGUCAUUUGACCUUAACAAAUGUACCCAAUGAACCCUUUGGUCCACUUUCAUUUCCUACUUCAUGUGACACAUGCGUAAAUGUGCGUAGCCUCACACUCCUUGAUUCAAGCUGUACAACCAUAAGUCCCGGUUCAAUUUUGCAAAUGAAAAACCUUAGGACAUUGAAUUUGAGUGGUAAUUAUUUCCUCAUUGAACUUCCAAAAGAAGUGGGUGCAUUGAUUCAUUUGAGAUAUAUGGAUUUAUCUCAGAAUUGUUUUUUAACAGAAUUACCGGAUGCGGUGUGUGAUUUAUACAAUCUACAGACUCUGGUUCUUAUAGAGUGCCGGAGUCUUGAGAAACUACCCAAGGCAAUGGGAAAGUUGAUCAACUUAAAACAUCUAUAUGUUGGGGGUUGUGAUGAGUUGAGGUACUUACCCAAAGGGAUUGGGAGUUUGAAAUGUCUGCAAGCACUAGACUAUUUUAAUGUACAACGUCAUGGUGAUAAUGAAGCAUUGAAAUUAGGAGAUCUCGGAAUCAUGGACCAGCUUCAGGGGAGCCUUGAGAUAGAAAGGUUGGGGGAAAAUGCGAAACAUGAUGCGAGUGAGAUUGAGAAAGCACAGUUGAGGAAGAAGGAGCACCUCUCUCAUUUGGUAGUAGCUUUCAAGAGUGAAUACGGAGCUUUAGAGCAGAGAAAAGGUGAUUCAGAAAUAGUUAAAGCAUUGCAACCACAUCAAAAUUUGGAAUCUUUAUCCAUUAGCCAUUGCCAUGGCACCACCGAGUCUCUCUAUUGGAUCAAGUCUUUACACGGUUUGAGAAAACUUGUUCUCUAUGAAUGGAAAUAUUGUGAGCUUUUGCCUCCUCUUGGAAAAUUGCCAUCGCUUGAAAUUCUGGAGAUAAGGAGGAUGUCGAAUGUGAAAAAGGUGGGAGUUGAAUUUCUGGGAAUAGAAGAAGAACAAGUCUCAGGAAUUCUAUUCCCUAAAUUGAAACUACUUUCUUUCUUCGGUAUGACCAAGUGGGAAGAGUGGGAAGGAAUAACAAAGGAGGAUUCUUCUUCUUCUGAAAUUACAAUAAUGCCUCGCCUUUCUUCCUUGCGAAUUCGGGAGUGGUGUCCAAAGCUCAAAGCACUGCCAGAUUUCCUCUACAAGAUAACAACACUGCGUACUCUGGAGAUCGAGGGUUGUCCAAUUCUCGAACGAGACUACAAAAUUGGCGUGGGGAAGGAGUGGCACAACAUUUCUCACAUCCCAAACGUCAACGUUGCAACAACUGGGGCCUGCACGAUUCUGUAG
This is a messenger RNA of Rosa rugosa (rugosa rose), 2919 nucleotides long. RefSeq names its product putative disease resistance protein RGA4. The coding region runs from base 1 to 2919 and encodes 972 amino acids. The record is from RefSeq and is a predicted model, not a curated record. Gene Ontology annotation, molecular function: protein binding; ADP binding. NCBI's taxonomy places the organism in Eukaryota, Viridiplantae, Streptophyta, Magnoliopsida, Rosales, Rosaceae. Gene Ontology annotation, biological process: defense response to other organism. The transcript has a single exon.